Messenger RNA from Brugia malayi, 132 nucleotides. RefSeq lists its product as uncharacterized. The coding region runs from base 1 to 132 and encodes 43 amino acids. NCBI's taxonomy places the organism in Eukaryota, Metazoa, Nematoda, Chromadorea, Rhabditida, Onchocercidae. The record is from RefSeq and is a predicted model, not a curated record. The transcript has 2 exons.
AUGGAAGAUGAAAAGAAACAAAUGAAACAGAUUUCCGUAAAAGAAAAAGGAACGGAUUUAUGUUGGAUUUCAGACAAGAAAAAGCACAUUGAAAUGGUUCCUUCUUUCGUCUUAAAUCAUUUUCUCAUCUAA